CACUUCUACUUAGACAGUGGAAAAUGAUACCAUAUUUCACAACUGUAGCUGAGCUAAGAGUCAUUUAACGCAAAGCAUACAAAAUUAUCUAUCUAAAUAGGGACACAACUAGACAAAUUUAUUUGGGAUACCAUAUGUUUAUUAUGUUAUGUGAAAUUUGCUUAAGUGCAUGCAAUAUCCAUAUAAUAUAGAAGAUUUAGAUUUAGGGCUAGAAAAAGCCGUUCUGGAAAAAUAACACCCAGCAGUCUAUCAUCUGAUUGCAAAUCUUUUAUUCUCUGUGGAUAGCUGGCCAUAUCACAAAAGCUCACCAUAACUGGCAUUUAUUCACAUGCCUUUUUCACAGUCUCUGAAGCAAAGCCUGCCUAGCAUUUUGCUUUGUCCUGGAAUUAAACUAUGCAAUUAAGACAAGUAGAAGCUUCCUGAACCCCUCUAGAGGCCAGGCAAAGAUGCCCAUCUCCUUAACAGGGCAAGGUUUUACACUGUACAUUUGGACCAGACAGAGAAAGUGACUCUGAAACCUCCCAUACAGGCUCUUCCUUGAAGCUUUUCCAGCCUUAUUUUCUUCUGCUGAAGUGAUUAGGAGACACUCUGUCAGGAUCACAAGGUUUAUUAAAAUACAACCCACAAGACUAUUGCUUUUUGUCACUGGCUGAAACACCACAAACAGUGACUAAAAAACCACUGUGUGUUCACAGACUCACAGAAGUCAAUGAGAACAGAUUUAACUUCUGCUUUCUCAUUUAAAGAAGGGCUAUGUUUCUGACAUUGGGUUUUCACAUACAAAUUGCUAACCUGUCAUGCUUUUGAACAGACUUUUUUUUUAGGUCACUAUGAAAAGCAGGCAAGGUUGCUGCAAAAUGCACACCAUUUUAUUCUCUUGCAAAUUAAAGAGAAAUUAAUUUCUUCCCUUUUCUCCUUUGACAUCAGACAUUCUCUGUCAAGUGGCAGAAACACACCCACGCAUAUGCCAUAGAAAUAUAACACUUGACUAUUGUUAUAAUUUAUAUACUCCAUUUAUUAAUUUCAUAAAGGAUGUAGCAAAGCAACAAAAAAUUUCAGACUGAAUAAAACAUGAUCGGUCCCUAUAGCUUGAGGAGACUCUGACUCCUGCCAGCUCUAAGUCUUUAGCCUGCAGGGAAAAAAUAUUGAUGCCAGAAGGUCCAGCUGAUUGCAACUACCUGGCACAAAGAUCCUGUCCUCUUCCAUCCCUGUACAACAGUCAGUGUACCAGAAGCCAGGAAAUUUGAAGAUGUCCCUGCUCAUUGCAGGGGCAUUGGACUAGAUGACCUUUAAAGGUCCCUUCCAACCCAAACUGUUCUAUGAUUCUGUAAUAAACUGGAUGUUUCAGGGUGAUAUAUAUAGUAAACAGCAGAAAUAACCUCCCCCCAAGUGCUGAGCCUCUUCAAUAGCCUUCCACCACCCAGAUGGCACGCAGCACAUCUCAUUCUGAAGGCCUGAUAUGUACCACGGAACUGACAAGUGAAAUAUUCAUCUUCGCUACCAAAAUGUCAUCUUUAAAUAACAGGAGGAGUGGUUUCUAGCUGGUUCACACUCCUCAGCUAACACAGAGCAAAUAUUUGGGCAUUCACCUUAUGUAAAAGGAAUGCCUGCAGGAGAGCAGCACCCAUGUCUCUCCCUUCAUCCCACUGUGCAAAGGAGGUGUUAGAAGAAAAGGAGGGGGAGGGCUGCAGUUCCUCCGAAUUCUGGUGAAUCCUGUGUAACAGAAUAUGUUCUAAACCAACCUGGACAUCAAACUAUAAAUGAAUGUUGGAUAGCAAUAAAUCACCCCAAAGGCUUGUGUCAAAUGGUCCCCUUUUAGCAUUAAGCCAUGAAAUGCCUGGCUAAUAGCUUAGGUGUUUACCACUGUUAUUCAUUUCUUACUGUUGAGGAUAGAACAACCAUUUAUUUAUUAACAGAAGUUGCAAUUUAAGACACUGGCUGCCUUGUAUCAUUAUUAUAUUGGUACCACCUAGUUAUCCUCACCUGUAUCAGUUUUCCUUGGUAAUGUCAUUGAUUUAACUGGGUUCACUUCUGAUUUGCACUGGCCUAACUGAACAGAAUAUCAGACAACUAGUUUGCAUGAAUAAUUCUCCCUCCUCACCGCUGGCAAAUGACCCUCUGAGCAGACAUAAAAGUACUAUGUAUAUUGAAUAAAUGAACACUCAAUGCCAUCUGCUGGGGUAUACAAAACUCUGCAUAUCAGGCUCAUGCAGUAUUCAGACCUUAAAAGAACAAUGGUGACAACUAUAAAGAGGCUGUUUAGGUAAAGACUGGGGUUUUUUCAAAACACAGCUGGAAGGCAGGGCUCUGGGAUGCUACCCAUCCUUCACACACUUCAACACGGGGUACAACACCUCGGCAAGACAUGGGUCUAGUUUUAAGUCUCUCUCCUUGGCAUAAAACAGUUUCAGUCCACAGUUCUUCCUUCCUCCUAAGCAUUAGAGCAUGCUGCAAUUGUAUAUUAUAGGUUAAACUUAAUAGAAACACCUUCAUGCUCUGCUUUUGAAAUCAGGUUAUUAUGUAGCCACAGAUGCAAGCUCUGUGAGGCUGCAGGCAGCCUAAGCAAGGAUUGCUUCAGCAGUCCUUCCACCACUCCUUCAGCAAGGACACAUACUGGACAAGGACAUACCACGGUGGUUUUACAUUAAGCAGUCACUGCAUUAAAUGUGUAAAUCAGAUUAAGGGCAGAACUUCUCAAGUGAACUCACUCUCCUGUUCCCCAGCUCUUUGGCCCUGUAGCUCAUGCUGUCCGGGCUAUACCAUAAGCCAACUUCCAUAGCCAGGCAGCUACUACCUAGAGUAGUUUAUAGCCCAAUAGCUGGAGCAUUCUCGGUUUGGGAGAGAAGAAUUUGGAGCUUCUUAAGCCGAAACCAGGAUACCAAUUGCCUGGGUAAGUGCUGUGCUACUACUACAUAACAUAAAUCAGCACAACUCAUUUUCCAGUUCAGUCGUGAAAGCAGGAGGUCAGAUUUUCUUCUGUCACUAAAAGAACAAGAUGUUUCUAUUCAGAAGAGAGGUUUCCAGACCAGGAUCCCAAAGCUCUCCAGGGUGAGCCCUUACAGUUCUGCACCAAGCAGCAAAACUCAGAAGAGAGAGAGGAGUUCAAGCACAUCCCUCUCUGGGUAUUUUCUGUGGGAGGGCUUAGACUUGCUAGUGGUUGUGAAUCCCAUUUCCACACAGCUACUUCCUCAUGCAUUGCACAGGUCAACAAAUUCAUGGGUGGAUUUGCUUCAUCUCCGUUGUUUUAGUAUCUGUAAAAUACUGUGUAGUUGGCAGAUUUUUAUUCCUUUAUAUAAGAUAUUAUUGCAUCAUUUUCUACAGAAUGACACCUGCUGACAUUUUUUCUUCAUUUCAUACAGAAAACAGAAGAAUUGUUCUCACUAAUACCUACCGUUUUAACAAAGAUCUGACAAUGAAGGGCAAGAGUGACUUACAAUCUUCCUCCAAGGUAUCUGAGGAGGAAGAAGGUGACUAUGAGACUGUGAGUUCUUCCACUCUGGAGGCCAUCCAUGCUUUGAGAAUCCUUCCAGCCAAACCUCAACAAGAAUCCGAAUAUGCAGAUAAACAUUGUUUAAGGCCUUUAGGCACCGCUUCCCCAACGAAUAGCCAGGACACAUCUCAGCCCCCUCAAUACUUGGCUAAACACACGCCUGUUCUGGAGGGGAGGAGCAUGUCAAGUGUUAGAGGAGAAAGAAUGAAAAUACAUGGACCCCAGGACCCUAUACCUCCCCCACGACCUCUGAAGACACUGCCAAAGCAGUAUCAGCCACUUCCUCCAGAGCCAGAGAUAAGCAGACAGUUCUUCUACAUGCGGAACACGCUCAGCCAAACUCACACCUUUUCAAUAUCGGCAAAAGUAACAAGACAUCUAUCUGUUAAGGAACUAAAUGAAGCACGUGGAGAAGAACAAGUUACAAAGUUUGGGAAAAAACCUGAAACAUCUUUUCAAGCACAGCAGUACAAACUAAAGGAUCAUCCUGAACCCAGCCUUCAAUGUAUGCAGACCUCUAAAAAUGUCUGGAGCUCAGGGUCCACAUUAAACACAGAAAAUUUCUCAGUGAAGAGGUCACCAUCUCCUACACCACAUGCAGCAUGCAAAAAUAAAUCAAAACAUUCACUUGUAAAACAGGAAAUGCAAUCUCUUACCCCAUCCACUGAAAAGGAUUUAAACAAAUAUGAAUGGUACCUUGGAGAAUAUGAUCGCCAUGAAGCAGAGAAGGCACUGUUACAGGAAAACACUGAUGAGACAUUUUUGGUUAGAGAUUGUUCAAAGAAAUCAAAUGCUGAACCAUACGUUUUGGUUGUCUAUUAUGGAAGAAGAGUAUACAAUAUUAAAAUACGUUUUCUGGAAGAGAGUCAACAAUAUGCACUGGGAACAGGCCUCAGAGGAGAUGUAAAAUUUAAUUCUGUGAAAGAGAUCAUUGACUUCUACAAAUAUGUUCCUAUUACACUCAUCGACGGAAAGGAUAAGUCAGGAAUCCAGAGAGAACGGUGCUACCUCACAUAUCCAUUCAAAUCUCACAGAAGAUGUUUUCUGCCUUAAUGUCACUGAUUCGUUUGUAUAGAUGUAAACAGAACAAUUGACAUGUCUCAAAAAUCUGAUUAGCCAUUGAUUGAGAAGCUCCCCAUAUUACAAAGCAUUCUAAAUGCUCCACCAAACUUGACUCCAACUGAGAAUACAGAUCUACUCCAUUUUUUGAUUCUUCUAAUCUCUUUCUAACUUUGAGGAUACCGGUACAGUAUAUGCCUAAAGUAAUUCACAGAAAAGUAUUAAGAGAGGACUGACCCCUGGUAUCUUGACAAUGACUGAAUUAUCUUGUACCCUACCUUCUAACAUGAGACAAAAAACAGACUCCAUCUUCCUUACCGAAAUGUCACUGAAGCUCAGUUAGUAGCAAAACCUAAUAAAGCGUACUACACUCAUAUAAGAAAAAACAUUCUUGCUUUUAAAAACACAUUUGAAAUGCUAUUUAUCUAAGUACUCACUGUUUUAAGAAUUUCAUUCAUUGUGUCUGUUUGCAGAGUAACAAGCUGUGCUCAGCAGCUACUGAGGUCAGCGGGUAUCAACUGAUGUUCACAGGUAUUGCAGCAGAUUAUAAAGCUAGCUUUAAUGAUGUGAAUUCUAUUACUUAACUGACACUUACUCUUCAACUUAAGUAGCAGAUAGUUGUAUUCCGUAUCUGAGCCUUCAAACACCUACUAGGACUAUUACGCAAACAGUCCCUUUGAAUUCAUACCAUGUGCAAACACAGAGAUAAAAAUCUUUAUUAAGAACAACAGAUGUGCUUCAAACUCAGCAAGAAACCAUGUUCCAGUGUGUACCAAAGACAACAAGGUAGUAUUGUUCCAGCAAAAAACUAUGGUAUUAUUUAGUCAUAUAAUUUGAGUUUUGGAAGGCUUAACUAAAUUAAGAUAUGAAAGGCAAACCAGUAUUUUUCAGCAAAGCGUCCAUAAUCUUCCUUUCUAAGCACACCCAGAAGUCUGACUAGGUAACUGGAAUAUACCCAGAAAACAACCUCAGUUACUUUAUCCUUA
This is a messenger RNA of Falco peregrinus (peregrine falcon), 5535 nucleotides long. It is a transcript of the gene CLNK, whose product is annotated as cytokine dependent hematopoietic cell linker. The coding region runs from base 3191 to 4543 and encodes 450 amino acids. NCBI's taxonomy places the organism in Eukaryota, Metazoa, Chordata, Aves, Falconiformes, Falconidae. The record is from RefSeq and is a predicted model, not a curated record. Gene Ontology annotation, biological process: cell surface receptor protein tyrosine kinase signaling pathway; intracellular signal transduction. The transcript is spliced from 15 exons.